Molecule: messenger RNA, 1149 nt
Organism: Manis pentadactyla (Chinese pangolin)
Lineage: Eukaryota; Metazoa; Chordata; Mammalia; Pholidota; Manidae
Gene: MRPL28
Product: mitochondrial ribosomal protein L28
Exons: 6
Coding region: 25-921 (298 amino acids)
Cellular component (GO): mitochondrial large ribosomal subunit
Molecular function (GO): structural constituent of ribosome
Source: RefSeq, a predicted model, not a curated record
GGGCGUUUUCCAAGGUCCCUAAAGAUGGAAGAAAAGAGGGCGGGACGAGGGUUAGACGGACGGGUGUCGCAGCCAGUCAGCGGGGGUAGAGCGUGGGGUUUCCGGUUCCGGCGCCGCACGGAUCUUGGCAGGCGCGCCGCGAUGCCCCUGCACAAGGUCCCGGUCCACCUGUGGAAGCAGCUCCUGCUGCGCGAGGGCUUGUGCUCCCGCCUGCCCAGCCACUACCUACGCUCCCUGGAGGAGGCGCGGACGCCCACGCCCGUGCACUACAGGCCGCACGGGGCCAAGUUCAAGAUCAGUCCCAAGAACGGGCAGCGGGAGCGCGUGGAGGACGUGCCCAUUCCCAUUUACCAUCCCCCGGAAUCCCAGCUGGGGCUGUGGGGCGGCGAGGGCUGGAUCCUGGGCCACAGAUACACCAACAAUGACAAGCUGUCCAAGAGGGUGAAGAAGGUGUGGAAGCCACAGCUGUUUCAGCGUGAGCUCCACAGUGAAAUCCUGGAUGCAACCUUCAGUGUGACUGUGACCAUGAGGACCCUGGAUCUCAUUGAUGAGGCCUAUGGGUUUGACUUCUACAUCCUCAAGACCCCAAAGGAAGACCUGUGCUCCAAGUUUGGGAUGGACCUGAAGCGAGGUAUGCUGCUGCGGCUUGCCCGACGGGACCCAGAGCUGCACCCGGAUGACCCCGAGAGGAGGGCAGCCAUCUAUGACAAGUACAAGGAGUUUGUCAUCCCAGAGGCAGAGGCUGAGUGGGUUGGCCUGACACUGGACGAGGCUGUGGAGAAGCAGCGGCUUCUGGAGGAGAAGGACCCUGUUCCUCUGUUCAAGGUCUACGUGGAGGAGCUGAUCACACAGCUUCAGCAGCAGGCGCUGUCUGAGCCAGCGGUGGUGCAGAAGAGCCAGCGGGAAGUGGCCACACAGUGACCUGCUCCUGACAGCCAGGCUCAGCCCCCCUUCAGCUCUGUGGGCACAGAGCCUGGCGUGGUGGCGAGAGCACCCCCUUCCUGUGUGUGCUCCUGGGUGGAGUGGACUUUGUGGAGGCCCUGAUGACUCCCAGAGGCCUGAGGGAGCUCUCUCCCCACCCAGGCAAAGGCCCAGCGAGGCAGGGCCACUGUACUUGGUGGGGGCAGUGCAAGUAAAGUCUGAGCCAGA